Molecule: messenger RNA, 1279 nt
Organism: Stegodyphus dumicola
Lineage: Eukaryota; Metazoa; Arthropoda; Arachnida; Araneae; Eresidae
Gene: Ube3a
Product: ubiquitin protein ligase E3A
Biological process (GO): protein polyubiquitination
Molecular function (GO): ubiquitin protein ligase activity
Source: RefSeq, a predicted model, not a curated record
AAUGGUUGCCAUGGAAAAUCCAAAUAAUUUGAAAAAGCAACUUGUGGUAGAAUUUGAAGGUGAGCAAGGAAUAGAUGAAGGAGGAGUUUCAAAAGAAUUUUUUCAACUUGUUGUUGAAGAAAUAUUCAAUCCAGACUUUGCUAUGUUUACCCUUAACCCAGAAACACAGAUGUAUUGGUUUAACCCUACUUCAUUUGAAAGUGAUGCCCAGUUUACCCUCAUUGGGAUAAUUUUAGGUCUGGCCAUUUAUAAUAACAUAAUUUUAGAUGUACAUUUUCCUAUGGUUGUAUAUAGAAAAUUGAUGGGCAAGAAAGGAACUUUCUAUGAUUUACAUGAUUGGAAUCCUAGUCUUUGUAAAGGAUUACAGGAUAUGUUGUCCUACACAGAGGAUGACAUGGAGAAUGUUUUCUUGCAAGCAUUUCGUAUUACUUAUAAAGAUGUUUUUGGAACAGUGUUAGUUCACGAUUUAAAAGAUAAUGGUGAUAAAAUAUUAGUCAAUCAGAACAGCAAAGAUGAAUUUGUCCAUUUAUAUGCAGACUUUCUGUUAAAUAAAUCCAUAGCUAAGCAGUUUCGGGCUUUCAAAAGAGGCUUUCAGAUGGUGACAGAUGAUAGCCCCUUGAAAGUGCUGUUCAGACCAGAGGAAAUAGAAUUACUUGUAUGUGGAAGCAAGAAUUUUGAUUUUAAUGCCCUUGAAGAAGCUACAGAAUAUGAUGGAGGCUAUCUAUCUGAUACUCCCAUAAUUAGAUGGUUUUGGGAAUUAGUUCACGAAUUUAGCCUAGAGCAGAAAAGAAAACUUCUUCAAUUUACUACAGGUAGUGACAGGGUUCCUGUUGGUGGGCUCAGCAAGCUCAAAUUAGUCAUAGCUCGGCAUGGUCCAGAUUCAGACAGGUUGCCUACAGCUCAUACAUGUUUCAAUGUUUUGCUACUUCCAGAGUAUGGUACAAAAGAAAAAUUAGAAGAGAGACUUUUAAAAGCUAUCAACUAUUCUAAAGGAUUUGGAAUGCUCUGAUCAAGGCUUCACAUCCUAGACAGUGCUUUAUUGAGAUCAAUAUCUCGAGCCACUUAACUGUACAUAACAGAGAUUAAAUAACUUAACACUUUAAAUUACCCCACUCGGAAUGUUCAUGCCCCUGUUUGGUUGUUUUGCAGCAUAACUCCUGAAAAAGUAGUCCCUCCAUUAUUUGGUGUGUUUUUACAACUAAAUUAUAUUAUGAAUUUUGAGAUGGCUGUCUACUUUGGAAGAAAAAAAAAAACAAACAAACAAACAAAUUGGUAGUGU